CUAGGUGCAGAGGACCUGCAUUUGCUUGCUCAGAUCCCACAGCCUCGCACCACUUUCUGUCGCCCAAUCCCCGUGUGUUCCGGCUUAUUGAGCAUCAGGCCCUCGCGGUGGGCGCCAUGCAUCGGGCGCGCCCCGCACUCUGGGCCACUGCGCUGACCGCACUGACCCUGCUCCGCGGACCGCCAGUGGCGCGGGCAGGCGCUGGCGCGGUAGGCGCGGGCCCCGUUGUGCGCUGUGAGCCAUGCGAUGCGCGUGCGCUGGCCCAGUGCGCGCCUCCGCCCACAGCGCCCGCKUGCGCCGAGCUGGUGCGCGAGCCAGGCUGUGGCUGCUGCAUGACGUGCGCGCUGCGCGAGGGCCAGCCGUGYGGYGUCUACACUGAGCGCUGUGGCGCCGGUCUCCGCUGCCAGCCGCCGCCCGGAGAGCCGCGCCCGCUGCAGGCGCUGCUGGACGGCCGCGGGUUCUGCGCUAAUGCCAGCGCCGCUGGCCGUCUGCGCGCCUACCUGCUGCCGGCACCAUCCUCUCCAGGAAAUGCUAGUGAAUCCGAGGAGGACCGCAGCACUGGAAGUGUGGAAAGCCAGGCAGUCCCCAGCACACACAGGGUGACCGACUCCAAGUUCCAUCCCCCCCAUAACAAAAUGGAUGUCAUCAAGAAGGGACAUGCCAAGGAUAGCCAGCGCUACAAAGUGGACUAUGAGUCACAAAGCACAGACACCCAGAAUUUCUCCUCUGAGUCCAAGCGGGAGACAGAAUAUGGUCCCUGCCGUAGAGAAAUGGAGGACACAUUGAAUCACCUGAAGUUCCUCAAUGUGCUCAGUCCCAGGGGCGUGCACAUCCCAAACUGUGACAAGAAGGGAUUUUAUAAGAAAAAGCAGUGCCGUCCUUCCAAAGGCAGAAAGCGGGGCUUCUGCUGGUGUGUGGACAAAUACGGGCAGCCCCUCCCGGGCUAUGACACCAAGGGGAAGGACGACGUGCAUUGCCUCAGCAUGCAGAGCCAGUAGACUCCACUACACCAUUUAAWGUGGAGCUCAAAUACGCCUUAUUUUGCACAACAGACUGCCAACGACAUGAUCAGCAGCUGGCUACAGCCUCCAUUUAUAUUUCUUUUGUGGUGAACUGAUUUAAAAAAAAAAAAUAGAAAACCAAAGUUUAGACAGGUUUUUUUUUUUUUUUUUUUGAAAUGCCUAUGGUUCCUUUAAAUGGUAAACUUGAGCAUCUUUCCACUUUCCAGUAGUCAGCGAAAAACAGUUUGAAUUUCUCUGUUGCUGCCUAUAAAAGUACUCACACGCUCAUGCACAAGGCUGUGGACUUCUCCCCACCUGGAAUUUUCACCGUGUGUUUGCUGAGGCGGCCGACCCUCCGACUUCAAGACUGUGGUGGCUGUGUUGCUUAAUGUAGAGAACACACUUCAUCCCCACCCUCAAGAGUAGGAAAACCCCUAAACCCCAGUCACCUGGACAUCCUGGCGCAUCCUCCUGAGGCUCACAUCCCUCUGUGUUGCCAUCUUUGAGUCAAAGGCCUGGUCCCUCAAUCAUGAAGAUCAUUGCUUACUCUCUGCCAGUGACCAUAUCUGCUUGGGAACUAUUGCAGAGUAUAAAGUGGAAUCUUUAAAAAAAAAAUGACCAAGAAUGCUCUAGGGAACUCUGGGAACCUAUAAAGGCAGGUAUUUUUGACCCUCCUUUGUCAGGCAGCUUCCUGAAGAUGUGGCCCAGUGGAAGGCCCAGGAUGGCCAUUGCUGUGGCCCCCGUAAGGCAGGAAGGGCAAGGGUGGUGAGCCUCAGCCUCCGUGUUCAACAGCAUCAUAAACAAUGACAGGAUUCUUUGGAUGACUGCAGAAAAUAGUGUUUUCUAGGUGAAUUCCUCAAAACAAAAUUUWUUUUUGAGGAGAGUUUUAUUGUUAUCUCUUUAUCCUUCUUGGUACAAGGUAAAAAAUAAAAAUACUCUGUAGACGGGAAAGAUGAACGGCUUGUUGGGGAGCCUAUCAAGGACACUGGGAACACAUAGAGACUCAACCUGUGUUUGUUGAACUUGGAGUUCUCCUACUUUCUUUAUAAUUAACACAUAUAUUCAGAAAAAAAAAAUACAUUCUUAAUAAUUGUUAACAUUGUAUACAACAUAGCCCAAAUAUAAUAGGAUCUGUACUAGAUAAUCCUAGAUAAAAUGUUAGAGAUACUAGAUGAUUUAACCACGGCCAUGACCGAGGAAAAGAGCUCGGGUCCAGAGGCCGGGCUGUUCCCCCCAAGGCCAAACCAUGGAGGUCUGGCAAAGAUGGGCAGAGGGACUCUGCCCUGCCUGCCAUGGUCCUGGGGGUGGAUGCACACUGCACAGAUCUCUCCUUGAGAACACAAAGGGGUCUCAAGACAUUCUGCCUACCUAUUAGCUUUUCUUUAUUUUUUUAAUUAAGUUUUUGGGGAGAAAAAGUAUUUUUGAAAAGUUUGU
Molecule: messenger RNA, 2435 nt
Organism: Urocitellus parryii (Arctic ground squirrel)
Lineage: Eukaryota; Metazoa; Chordata; Mammalia; Rodentia; Sciuridae
Gene: Igfbp3
Product: insulin like growth factor binding protein 3
Biological process (GO): regulation of insulin-like growth factor receptor signaling pathway
Cellular component (GO): extracellular region
Molecular function (GO): insulin-like growth factor I binding; insulin-like growth factor II binding; fibronectin binding
Source: RefSeq, a predicted model, not a curated record